GCGAGGUCAAGGGUCAGAAGGCGGAGGCGCGCCCAAGAUGGCGGCCUCCGUCUGCGACGUGUACGCCUUUUGCGUGGGCGUGGCGGGCCCGGCCCGGGUCGCCGUGGAAGUCCGUUACGUGAGCAGUGCUAAGGGAAAAGGGCUGUUCGCCACACAGCUAAUCCGGAAAGGAGAGACCGUCUUCGUAGAACAGCCCCUGGUGGCUGCACAGUUUCUCUGGAAUGCACUUUAUCGCUAUCGAGCCUGUGACCACUGCCUUCGGGCCCUGGAGAAGGCAGAGGAGAAUGCCCAGAGGCUGACCGGGAAACCAGGCCAGGUUCUGCCUCACCCGGAAUUGUGCACUGUGCGCAAGGACCUCCAUCAGAACUGUCCCCACUGCCAGGUGAUGUAUUGCAGUGCCGAAUGCCGGCUGGCAGCUGCUGAGCAAUACCAUCAGGUCCUGUGCCCAGGUCCCUCCCAGGAUGACCCCCUGCACCCUCUCAAUAAGCUGCAGGAGGCAUGGAGGAGUGUUCACUAUCCCCCUGAGACUGCAAGCAUCAUGUUGAUGGCCCGGAUGGUGGCCACAGUGAAGCAGGCUAAGGAUAAGGAUCGUUGGAUCAGGCUCUUCUCCCAGUUCUGUAAUAAAACAGCCAAUGAGGAGGAUGAAAUUGUCCACAAACUCCUUGGGGACAAAUUCAAGGGCCAGCUGGAACUUCUACGGACACUCUUCACAGAGGCCCUUUAUGAGGAAGCACUCAGCCAGUGGUUCACUCCAGAUGGAUUCCGGUCUCUCUUUGCUCUUGUUGGGACCAAUGGCCAAGGAAUCGGGACCAGCUCACUGAGCCAGUGGGUCCAUGCCUGUGACGCUCUGGAGCUGAAGCCUCAGGACCGCGAGCAGCUAGAUGCCUUCAUUGACCAGCUAUACAAGGACAUCGAGGCAGCAACUGGCGAGUUUCUUAACUGUGAAGGAUCUGGCCUCUUUGUGCUUCAGAGCUGCUGCAACCACAGCUGUGUCCCCAAUGCAGAGACCUCCUUCCCAGAAAACAACUUCCUUUUGCAUGUCACCGCCUUGGAGGAUAUUAAGCCAGGAGAGGAGAUCUGUAUCAGCUACUUAGACUGCUGUCAGCGGGAGCGCAGCCGUCACAGCCGCCACAAGAUCCUCAGGGAGAACUAUCUGUUUGUCUGUUCCUGCCCCAAAUGCCUGGCAGAGGCUGAUGAACCCAAUGUGACAUCAGAGGAGGAGGAGGAUGAAGAGGAGGAGGAAGGAGAGCCAGAAGAUGCAGAGCUGGGUGAUGAGAUGACUGAUGUGUGAUGUCACCCUGCUGGAAGGGGACUUACCCCAGGCCCUGCCAGGAAGAGAUCCUUCCUCCAGAGAAGAGGCUUGGAAGGAACUCCCCAAUCCUGUUGCUUGCUUUCCCCCCAUUAUGCUAGCUCUGAUUCUGCCAGGGUGUUAGGACAGAGGCUGGACUCCAAGCCCUGGACACUGCUGCUAAGUGGCUCAGGCUCUGAGCCGUCACUGAGCCUCUCAGAACCGGCCUCCCCCCGAGGUAUUCCACUCCAGGGUAUGAGCAGCUGGAACAAGGUCAGGGCCAAGCAGUGUUUCCUCCCCUUGGCCCUGUGGCCACCCUUCCCAUCCACCUGAGGCUUCACCCCUCUCAACUUGCUGUGGAGGGGGUAACAAAGUGGCCAUCUGAGAACAGCCUAAUUUCACAGGAGGGAGAGGGAAUGAGCCUUCUUCCCCACCUCCCACCAUUGUAGCUGAGAAGGCAGCUGCCUGACCACCAGCACAGCUGGGAGAGGCAGGAAGGAGGAGCUGGGCCUCCGGAGCACCUUCCCUAAGGCUGUGUGCUGGGGAGCACCCAGCCAGGAGGAUGACCUCCCUCUGCCCACCACUGCACUCCCAGCAUUUGGACAUCUGGGGAGUGGAGAUGAGCCCCUUCCCAGACUCCAGACUCUGUACCAUGCGCCUUGCCUUUCAGGUCUGGCACAACAGCUAACCCAAGCAAGAGGCCUCUGCUUCCCUCAGAAAGGGCAUGUGGGGAUUGUCACCCCUUCCUCACUCCCUCUUCCAUUGAGGGUUCUAGCAGCAUGGCCAAGCAGGUCUGUACAUCCUUAAUUUAGGAUGCUCUAGAGUCUUACCUGGGACCAGUUUAACUUUGGUUGGCGAGGGGCUUUCCUGGCUUCAGUCUUCAUCUUUAGGGUGUCCACAGAGGAACAUUAAAGUCUUCCGGAAACCUAGAGGGGCUGAGCUAGAUAUUGGGAGAUUAGCCCUGACUGUGUGCCCCCAGAUGAGCACCACGCAUCACUCUUGGGCUGGAUGCUAUGGGAAUUAUAACCCAUCACUUGCAAUUUUUUUCUGCCUAUCUUCCCUGAGGGGCCUGCCAUAUCCCACUGCUGAGGGAUUCCCAGGAGAAGUGCCCACCCCACGGGCCCUUUCCUAUAUAUGAGCCAGUCUGGCCUAUUGAGUUCUUACUUCUUCACAACAGCCAGGACCCCUUCUAACCCCACCUGCCCACUGUUCUCAAUAAAACAUGAGUGGUGACAGGAA
Messenger RNA from Manis javanica (Malayan pangolin), 2527 nucleotides. RefSeq names its product SMYD family member 5 (gene SMYD5). NCBI's taxonomy places the organism in Eukaryota, Metazoa, Chordata, Mammalia, Pholidota, Manidae. Gene Ontology annotation, molecular function: protein binding; histone H4K20 methyltransferase activity. The record is from RefSeq and is a predicted model, not a curated record. Gene Ontology annotation, biological process: negative regulation of gene expression, epigenetic.